ACACUUGCCCGGUGAGCCUGCGCGCAAUCCUUGCUUGGAAACACCCUCAAGAAAAUCGUUAGGCGUGAUUUUCAUUAGAAUAAGAUGGCAUCGGCCUGUAAUUAUAGGUGGAUCUUUCUCGUUAUGCUUUUCCUGGUAGUAAGCAAUAAGCCUCAGAGAAGUUUUGCUCAAUCCGAAACAUAUUCAAUUAACGUAGAAGGUAAAGAAAUCAACUGCAAAAAAUGUCCACCUGGUCACAGAGUUGCGAAAGACUGCGGGCUGGACAGUGAUACUGACUGCACCAGUUGUGAAGAUGGUACAUAUAUGGAUUUUCCAACAGACUUGCGGAAGUGCUUAACCUGCAGGAAACCCUGCGGGCUUCAUGAAAAAGAAACUGCCCCAUGCAUUCCGACUGUGAACCGGGAGUGCAUGUGUAAAGAUAAUGCCUAUCAGUUGGACGAAGAGUGUGUGCCACACAGACAGUGUCCACUUGGACAAGGAGUUUACAAAGCAGGCACAAACAUGUCCAAUGUACUCUGCAGGCGCUGCAUACGUGGUUAUUUCUCAGAUGUAAUUUCAAGCACCGCAACUUGUAAACGGCACACAAACUGCAUUGGAAAUCAUUUGUCAAUUAGGGAAUUUGGAAAUGGGACAGCUGACAACGUUUGUGGACCAAAACCGGUUAAAUCAUUACUUCAGCCUGGGCAGGAACAUUCUACAGAUUCUACUGAUAGAAACAGUAAUGCAUCAGGAUGCCUUCAAGAGUGUGCACACAGCAGUGUGUGUGUGAACACACAAACAAUGUCCAUCAUAGCAGUGGUGCUGGCUUUACUGUUAACACUCUGUGUGACUGGUUGGAGCAUGUAUAUAAGGAAGAGAAAGAAACUAAAGAAGCAUGUUGCAGAUUUAACACAGGUUGAUAAACACUGGAAAUUUAUGAACAGAGAGACAGGUACAAAGAGAAAUGCGUUGCAUGUUGUAGCAGGUAUGAUUGGCAAAGACUGGACAAAGCUGCUUGGAGAACUUGGCUAUACAAAGGACUGGCGGACUAUACGAGAUGAAAAUAAGCAUGUGUAUGACCAGGCGCUGGAGGGGCUGAGGAUGUGGACACAAUGGGAAGAAAAGUCAUCGCUGGUGCUCUUAAAACAAGCAGCAAAGUCAAUCGAUAGAAAUGACAUCUACGAAGCACUGGAUUCACUUACAGAUGAAACAACAAAAAUGGCUGAUAAGGAAAAAAAAGAUCCAACUACUGUUCUUCCUUGCAUAAGGGAAAGAAAAUUAUCAUUUGGUGUGACAAGCAAAAUCGGUCACCAGCAUUUGAAGAAGCCUCUGCUACAAUCAAAUCCCAUUGCAGGAGAAAUAAAUGAAGAUCGAUAAUAAAAAAAACUUUUCACAAAAAAGGGAUUUUUUUUUUGUAGAUAAAGGGACCAUUCAGUCUCAUUUACCAGUAACAUAACAAUAAUUAAUCGCAAGCUUUCGAGAUGUCAAAGGUCUCUUCUUCUUCUUUUCUUUGUCAAUCAUCUGUCAACUACCAAUAACAUAGAAAGGGACUGUACUGUGAACUUGUCAAGAAAUUUGUGUACAUUCCAGGAUAGUGACAAGGGAGUGUGCCAUAUGUUUUUACUAGGAGUCCUUUAGUGUGGAUUUGCACCCACAGACCACAAUUUUUAAAUGAAGCCAGCACAUGCCAAGGAUCUACUGAUCACCGCUCCAAUAUCAGGUCCAGAAACUGGGCUGUCAUGUCAGUAGGCAUUGUGCUGGAAGCAGUCAGUUCUGUUGAAAUGCUGCAGGGACAGGAGGCAGGUACUAGAGCUUCAGCAGGUGGUGGAACAGGUUCCAUCCAGAAAAGUUUGUCUAAUUGUAUAACUUACUGGUAAGUUUCUUUCAAAUACUACUGUAUAGUUUAGGAUUAAGUGUUUAAAGUUAUGAAUAUAUUUAAUGCCAGCAAAGGGAAUGUGCCAUCUAUACUGUUCGAUGUAUUUAUUAUAUUUGGUAUUAACUUAUUAACUGUAAUAAUAAUUCCAUUUUUAAAUAUAUAGAUUGUUACUAUUAUUGAUAUAUAGAUUUUUACUAUUAUUGAUAUAUGAAUUUUUACUAUUAUUUAUAUGUAACACAUACAGACCAAAAGUCAUUUUAGCAGGCAUCAAGUGAUGUUCUACCACCACAUAUCAGAUUACAGUUGUAACAUUAUUAUGAGAUAAUUAACAUUAAAUAAUAAUAGACCAUCA
This is a messenger RNA of Polyodon spathula (Mississippi paddlefish), 2207 nucleotides long. RefSeq lists its product as uncharacterized. Gene Ontology annotation, biological process: negative regulation of myelination; neuron apoptotic process; humoral immune response. The coding region runs from base 85 to 1356 and encodes 423 amino acids. The transcript is spliced from 6 exons. NCBI's taxonomy places the organism in Eukaryota, Metazoa, Chordata, Actinopteri, Acipenseriformes, Polyodontidae. Gene Ontology annotation, molecular function: protein binding. The record is from RefSeq and is a predicted model, not a curated record.